Molecule: messenger RNA, 950 nt
Organism: Tarenaya hassleriana
Lineage: Eukaryota; Viridiplantae; Streptophyta; Magnoliopsida; Brassicales; Cleomaceae
Product: soluble inorganic pyrophosphatase 6, chloroplastic
Exons: 6
Biological process (GO): phosphate-containing compound metabolic process
Cellular component (GO): cytoplasm
Molecular function (GO): inorganic diphosphate phosphatase activity; magnesium ion binding
Source: RefSeq, a predicted model, not a curated record
CGGCCGUUCCUUACCUGUAAAAUUGGCGGUUUUGGUGGUCUCAGCUUUAACCGGAGAAGCUUGGUGUUGACAUCGAAGAGACCCUUCUCUUGCACGGCGAUAUACAAUCCCCAGGUUCAGUUUAAGGAAGAAGGUCAGCCUGAAACCCUAGAUUACCGGGUUUUCUUCCUCGACGGCUCAGGGAAGAAGGUUUCUCCAUGGCAUGAUAUACCAUUGCACUUGGGGAAUGAUGUUUUCAACUUCAUCGUGGAGAUUCCUAAAGAGUCAAGUGCAAAGAUGGAAGUCGCUACUGACGAGUCUUUCACUCCUAUCAAGCAAGACACCAAGAAGGGGAAACUUCGAUAUUAUCCAUACAACAUAAACUGGAACUAUGGGUUGCUUCCACAAACAUGGGAAGACCCAUCUCAUGCGAACUCUGAAGUUGAAGGUGCUCUCGGGGAUAAUGAUCCAGUUGAUGUUGUUGAGAUCGGUGAAACCCGGAGGAAGAUAGGUGAGGUUCUAAAGGUCAAGCCUUUGGCUGCCUUGGCCAUGAUUGAUGAGGGAGAACUGGACUGGAAGAUCAUUGCAAUUUCUUUGGAUGACCCAAAAGCUCACCUUGUGAAUGAUGUUGAUGAUGUCGAGAAGCAUUUCCCGGGUACUCUGACAGCCAUUAGAGACUGGUUCAGAGACUACAAGAUCCCUGAUGGAAAGCCUGCUAACAAGUUUGGUCUUGGGAACAAACCCGCGAACAAAGAUUAUGCUUUGAAGGUAAUCCAGGAAACGAACGAAUCAUGGGCUAAGCUUGUCAAGAGAUCAGUUCCUGCCGGUGAACUUUCACUUGUCUGAACAUUGAGUGGGUAAUCUUUGCAGUUUUCAUAUUAUGUAACAGACUUGUCUUGGCCUUUGAUGAUAUCGGAACAUCGAUAUUCUUUCUAAAUUCAACAUCGCCAAUAAUGUCUGGUUUUCCGCUA